AACGGGGCCCAGGCUCGCUUUUGAUAUGGAUAACGGGAAGGAUGAAAAAAACAGGACACUCUGUGCAACUUCACGAGAAGAGAUGAAAGUCCGAGGAAAAGAAAAAAGGAAACGAAAACGCAGUAGAAGCAGAUCAUCAUCCAUUUCAUCUUCAUCGUCUUCUAGCACCACGUCUACUUCUUCCUCCUCAUCACGCUCGUCAUCAAGAUCACCUUCCUCAAGUAGCCGAGAUUCUCCUAAGUCUAAAUCAAAGAAGAAGAAUAAAGAAAAACACACCAAAAAGAAACAGAAAAAAGAGAACAAAAUGAAGAAGAAAGAAAAGAAGAAAAAAAGAGAGAAAGCAGGACCUGUCCAGCUUUCCAAGUUCUUUAAAAACAAAAAGAAGAACGAAAACUACAGUAUGAUAACUGGAAAGAAAAUUAAGAUGAGAAUAAAGAAGACUAAGAAGGAUAAAGAGAGAGACCGGAACCGCGCAGAACUCCUGGAAUUUCUGAACUCUGCCUUAUAAUGGGAAGAGUGCUGACCAAGGACUUAGUGCUGACCAAGGACUUGUAAAUAUACCAACGCAGCGAUCAUCAUGCCUAGCAAAACACUAAAGGGAAACUCAGGGAAAAGGACACCAAGUUUGACAAAACCAGAAUUUCCUGCUGAAAAGACAAUCAGGAUGUCCUUACUAAUUGCAAAAUGAAGAGUAACUGAAAACUUGUUAAUGAAAAUCCAUGUCCUCCUUUUGAGAUCCUAAGGUAAUAGCCAGGCUAUGGUGUUCUGGAAGAGCCUAAAAGUAUGUUGUUGGCAAUGAUCAGAGAUGACACGCUGAAGUCCAGUAAUGUAAUUUCUGUCUGAACUGCACGCAGAACACACUCUUAAUUUCAAACGUCUUAAUGUUUCUAGUAGUUUAAGCAAAGUAUUUGUAAAUGUCUAUUUGAGAGAUGAGGCAUUUCUAUAUGUAUUUUUUCCAGUAGUGGUU
Indicator indicator is the source of this 967-nucleotide messenger RNA. Its product is annotated as protein FAM133-like. The transcript has 7 exons. The coding region runs from base 26 to 508 and encodes 160 amino acids. Lineage: Eukaryota; Metazoa; Chordata; Aves; Piciformes; Indicatoridae. The record is from RefSeq and is a predicted model, not a curated record.